AUGGGCAGAGCCCUGUCGCCACAGCAGGAUGCCGGAGAACAGGAGCUCCCGGCUCAGGGCCCCCACUGGAAAGCAGGGGCUCCUGCCCCCCAUGCAGCCACUCUGAGGGUCCUGAUCCUCGCCCUGCUCUGGAGGGAGUCCCUGUCCCAGCUGCCCAGAUUUACCCUGAUGGUGCCGCAGUCGGUGUCGGUGCAGGAGGGUCUCUGCGUUCUCGUCCCCUGCACCUUCACGUACCCAGCCUCGUAUGACACCGACAAUCCCCGAGCCCGGCUCUACAGAUACUGGUACAAGGAUCCGGCCGCUGUGGGCCAGAAUCCGCCCAUGGCCAGCAAUGACCCCAGCCGGGGGGUGUCGCAGGAGACCAAGGGCCGGUUCCAGCUGGUGCAGAAUCUAGUGCACGGCGACUGCUCCUUGCAAAUCAGCGACGCCCAAUGGACGGAUACGGGGAGAUAUUUCCUUAGAAUCGAGAAAGGAUCAUUGAAAUACAGUUACCUCUCCAGUUACUAUCACACUGACCUUAAGCUCACUAUCUCUGUGCCAGGGCUGACGGAGGAGCCAGAGAUCCAGAUCUCGCUGGCGCGGGGGCUGCCAGGGAUGCUGCUGGCUGGGGAGCCGGUGACUGUGACCUGCACAGCACCUGGGCGCUGCUCCGGGCCCCCUCCCCGAGUCACUUGGAUGGGGCCGUUCAACCACACAGCCAGGGAUGUCUCAGCCCUGCUGGCGAAUGGCACCUGGGACCACAGCUCCGCGCUCAGCUUCACGCCCGGCCCGGGGGACCAUGGCAAAGAGCUCGUCUGCACCGUCACCUACAGGCCACCAUGGGGACCUUCCACCCGCAGAACCGUCCGGCUCCACGUCGGCUAUCCGCCCGGGCCCCCCAACAUCACUGGGACCCUGACCAGGAACGGACGCCCCAGUGAGAGGCUGUGCUGCGAGCCCUGGGAAUCAGCGAGCACCUCCUAG
This is a messenger RNA of Gopherus flavomarginatus (Mexican gopher tortoise), 963 nucleotides long. Its product is annotated as sialic acid-binding Ig-like lectin 12. The record is from RefSeq and is a predicted model, not a curated record. Bases 1 to 963 code for a protein of 320 amino acids. The transcript is spliced from 4 exons. NCBI's taxonomy places the organism in Eukaryota, Metazoa, Chordata, Testudines, Testudinidae.